Molecule: messenger RNA, 2355 nt
Organism: Syzygium oleosum
Lineage: Eukaryota; Viridiplantae; Streptophyta; Magnoliopsida; Myrtales; Myrtaceae
Exons: 4
Coding region: 383-2284 (633 amino acids)
Cellular component (GO): plasma membrane
Molecular function (GO): protein phosphatase 1 binding; protein phosphatase regulator activity
Source: RefSeq, a predicted model, not a curated record
UCUUGACCGGUGGCGGCCGACGACCCUCCGCCGUACGGCCGGCGUACGACCGGCGAGUCACGGCCGUCAAACCCUCUCUCUCUCUCUCUCUCUCAACAACCGCAAGCACAGGCUUAAAUUCGUCUCUCUCCUUCUCGCUUCCUAUCCUUCAUCAUCAGCAUCUCCUUCUACCCCUGUCUCUCAGCUCCCCUCAUCUCGUCGACCUCCCACGGCAGCGACCCUGUCUGUGGAGCCGCCGGUCUUGCCGGCCGGAGAUCACCCCUCUGGAGCCGCCGUCUUGAAGUCGCCGCUCGUUUGGAGCCCCCGCUGACGAAGCCGUCUUCCGGUGCGUUGCUGCCUUAAGUGGCCGCGUGGGGGUCGUCGGUCGUGUGGCGGUCCGCCGAUGAUCUGCAGUUGCUGGUCGUCCGGAGCGAGCGAAAAGAGCGACGCUCCGUGCUUGGCUCCGUUGCCUGAUGAUGGCAAUAUCGAAUUGAGUUGCAGAGACAGAGGGAGAAUGGAUCCUAAAGUGUAUGAGGCUGCAAGAUCAGGAGACUCUGAUUACCUGAAAAUCAUUUCAGAAGAUGAAGAGGCCCUUUUCCACCAAACAACGCCGAAGGACAACAACAUUCUUCACGUUGCUGCUCAAUACAAGCAGGUGAAUUUCAUCGAACAUCUCCUUCAAUGUCCAUGGGGACCGUCCCUUCUUUGGCAGGGUAACUGCAGAGGAGACACUCCCCUACACGUUGCUGCCAAAUUGGGAAGCUACAGAGCGGUUCGAGUCUUCAUUGAUCUGGCAAAAUCACUGCAUUGGGUCGUUGAAAAAGAACAAGUUGACGCAUGCAAAGAGCUGCUUCGAAAGCCGAAUUUGCAUAAGGAUACCGCGCUGCACUAUGCAGUAAGAGGAGGCCAUCAUUGGGUGGUGAAGUUGCUGAUUGAAGAAGAUCGUCACCUAUGCAAUAUUACUAAUGCUGCUGAUGAGUCCCCGCUUUAUCUUGCAGCAAAUAGAGGACUUUCUCAUACCACUGAGCUGAUUUUAGGUGCUUUUUCGUCGUCGUCCUCUCAUAAGGGCCCUAAGGGAUUGACAGCUCUGCAUACCGCAAUGUAUUGCUCACUGACCAGUUGGUGGAAAAUUGCGGAGGAGAGACCAGAAGUAAUCACAGAAGGAGAUGAUAUGGGGUGGACUCCUCUUCAUUAUGUCUCUUGCAUCGGCAAAGUGAAAGAAGUUCGACUGCUCCUGCAACACGACGCUUCUGCGGCAUACGACUUAGACAAAGAGGGGCAAUCGGCUCUUCACAUUGCAGCCUUUCAGGGCCACGUCAAUGUCAUUGAUGAGCUUUUUAGAUCCUGUCCUGAUGCUUGUGACAUAAUAAACACCAAAGGGCAAACGGCUCUACAUGCAGCUGUUAUUGGUGGACAAGUAAAUGCUGUCAAGUACAUGCUAAGGAUGCCAAACCUGGAGGAUCUUGUCAACGAACAAGACACUGAUGGAAACACGGCUCUGCAUUUGGCUGCGCUUCAUAGACAACACAACCUCAUCUACAUACUUGCACGAGACAAGAGGGUGGACCGUUUGGCUGCAAAUAAGGAUCAUUUGACCGCCCUUGACAUUUUUUCUGCUCAUGAGGAGGUCGGCUACCAAGCUGCAAAAGUUUAUCAUGUGUUGAAAGGAUCUCAUGGAAUGCCGUUUUAUCAAGACUGGGUUGUCGAGCAUGUUAAGAAGAGGUUAGACGAGCAAUCUGUUAAGGGUCGACCAGCUGCGUCUAUGAUUGCAGGAAGUAAUACCUCCAACCCAGAAAAUUUUGAUUCCUCAAAAAGAAGCAUCAUCGACCUUCAACUGCUAGUGGCAGUGCUAAUAGCAACAGUCACCUUUGCCGCCUCCUUCACGAUGCCCGGAGGUUAUCACCAGGCCGGACCGGACCAAGGAAUGGCGGUUCUUGCUGGCAGGGCAGCAUUUAAAGCCUUUGUGAUUUCUAACGUCACAGCGUUCGGUUUCUCAAUCCUGGCAUUGUUCUUACAAUUCGAUACUUGUUUCGUGAGCGAUAGGCUACGGGUAAGAUACGCCAAGGUCGCGUCGUACAGCAUGUACGUCGCGAUACUCGCGAUGGUGCUGGCCUUUGCUUGUGGUACGUAUGUUGUAUUGUGCAGAAACACCGGGCUGGGAAUCGUUCCUUUCGUGGUGUCCGGAUGUCUCGUGACCAUGUACGUCAUCGGCGGUUUCCUCGACCCUGAAGCUCCUUUCUGGUGGCUAAGUAGCUCUCCCAGAAGAUACGUCCGAAACUUGUUGUUUGAUUAUGGGAUACUCUAGGAAAGCUGCUAGUGAGUUGAAGACUUUUUCCUGUAUGUUAAGAUGUACAACGCGAUUGCGUCACGGUCAGC